Molecule: messenger RNA, 465 nt
Organism: Paramecium tetraurelia
Lineage: Eukaryota; Ciliophora; Oligohymenophorea; Peniculida; Parameciidae
Exons: 3
Biological process (GO): translation
Cellular component (GO): ribosome
Molecular function (GO): structural constituent of ribosome
Source: RefSeq, a predicted model, not a curated record
AGAUUUUAAUUAUUAUUUGAAAUGACCAAAAAGACUAAGAAGGUUGGAAUCACAGGAAAAUAUGGUACAAGAUAUGGUGCAUCAUUGAGAAAGAUUAUUAAGAAGUUCGAAAUUUCAUAGCACUAAAGAUACUUCAAUACAUUUACUGGAGCCCAUUCACUCAAAAGAUAAGCUAUUGGUAUUUGGAGAUGCACAUAGACUGGUUUAUAAAUUGCUGGUGGUGCUUGGGAAGUCAAUACUCCUGCUGGAUUAUCUGCAAAAUAAGGCAUGUUGAGAAUCAAGAAAUUGAAGGAGGAUGCUGAAGUUGAAGUCAAAGAUGAGAAGAAGGAACAAAAGAAGCAAUAACCUAAGGAAUAAUAAAAGGAAUAACACAAGGAGAAGGAAACUAAGAAACCUCAACCUAAAAAAUAAUAAGCUAAGAAACAAUGAGUAUAUUAAUACAAUAAAUAAUAAUAAUUUAAAAUA